GCCCUCCUGCGCUUCCGCCCACUCAUUUCCACUGCUUUUAUUCUGUCUUUGAAGCGACACAAACAAAACAGCUACGGCUGCAUUUUCAGUAACCCGACCGAACAAUGCGGACAGAUCAUUGUGCUGUUCUCUGAAGGCCGUGGCUUGUGUGUGAGUGUGUUUGUGUGUGUGUUUAUUUUCCACUCAUCGCCAUUUUCAGACGCUCGGUAGAAUAAUGGACACCGACUAUUCGUCUGGUUUGGAAAAUCCUCUGUACAGCGAGCUGAAAUACUUCUGUAGGAAAAUACAGGAGGCCUACAACGAGCUGAAGGAGGACCUGACACCUUACCGAGAUGAUCGAUUUUACAGACUGGCCCCCAUGCGGCUCUACACUCUGUCGAAGAGGCAUUUCGUCCUGGUUUUCGUGGUGUUUCUGAUCUGCUUUGGCCUCACAGUCUUCAUUGGGAUUGCAGGUCCUAGGAUUAUUACUGAACAAGAGCACAGUGGUGACCAGUUGCUAGUAAAAAAUGUCACAGCAAAGACUGGACCCUUCAGUCUAGUGUCUCCGCCCCUCACCACAUACAACCAGCAGCUAUGGCUCACCUGUGUGAUGCAGGUUGAACACAGUAAUGUGGUUGACUUCAAGCAGAAUUUCACAAUCAGUGUUGAGCUGAAGGGAGUGAUGCAGGAUGCCAGCGUCAUGCCCAUCAACAACGUGCCACAGAAGUCACGAACAUUACACUGUGGCACCGUAAGGAAAUGUGAUGAGAUCAUCGUGUUACAUUUGGGCUACCUGAACUACACCCAGUACCAGGUGAGGGUCAGCUUCAGAGGCCUGGAAAACAUCACAUAUGGUCACACUAAGGUCAACUUUGUGUGGAAAAUGUACAACCCCACUUUCUCGCAAGUGGAAAUCUGGUUCCGUUUUGUCUUUGUGGUCCUGACCUUCAUGGUGACUUGUAUGUUUGCUCACUCACUGAGGAAGUUUUCCAUGAGGGACUGGGGCAUUGAACAGAAGUGGAUGUCUAUCCUUCUUCCUCUGCUGCUACUUUACAAUGAUCCAUUUUUCCCCCUGUCAUUCCUGGUGAACAGCUGGUUUCCUGGGACUUUAGAUGCAUUUUUUCAGGCUCUUUUCCUGUGUGCCCUGCUUCUGUUCUGGCUCUGUGUGUACCAUGGCAUCAGGGUUCAGGGUGAGCGGAAGUGUCUGACAUUCUACCUACCAAAACUAAUCAUCGUAGGGCUCCUGUGGCUCUCAGCUGUUACACUGGGCAUAUGGCAAACGGUCAAUGAACUACAAGAUCCAACUUACAGGUACAGUGUGGAUAUUGCCAACUUUCAGGGUAUGAAGGUCUUCUUCUUGAUUGUAGUUGCUGUCUACAUCCUCUACCUGGUCUUCCUGAUUGUCAGGGCAUGUUCUGAGCUCAAGAACAUGCCAUAUUCAGAUCUCCGACUCAAGUUUUUGACAGCACUGACAUUUGUGGUCCUAAUAAUAAGCAUGGUCAUUCUCUACCUAAGAUUUGGUGCCAAGGCUCUCCAGAACAACUUUGUGGCUGAAUUAUCUACUCAUUACCAAAACUCAGCUGAAUUUUUGUCAUUCUACGGGCUUCUCAACUUCUACUUGUAUACAUUAGCAUUCGUGUAUUCUCCCUCCAAAAAUGCUCUGUAUGACUCCCAGCUGAAAGAUAAUCCUGCCUUCUCCAUGCUCAAUGACUCAGAUGAUGAAGUCAUAUAUGGGAGUGAUUAUGAAGAUAUGCCUUUACAAAAUGGACGUGCAAUCAAAGCAACCGCCAAGUACCAGGAUGAGAGUGAGAGUGACUGAAACCAUCUGUGACUUCUCUUCUGUGUUCCCGUCGGAAACACUGGAAAUACAAUAAACUAUCAAGUGUAUGUGUAAAUAAGGGACAUUUGCAUCAGUAAAACAAAAUAAUAUACUUUCUGUGUACAUAAACCUAUUUUUAAAAGAUACGUCGACUGAAUGUAUUGUAAUUUUACUGGAGGCUGAGGCGCGAAGUCACUUUGAUUUAUUCUUCAUUCUCUUUGCUUUCAAUUUACUGACGAUUAAAAAAAAAGAAAAAGCAAACAAUAGCAUUUUUACCACUUUGUAAAUUUUUCUGUAAAAACCAGAAAUGAGAAAAGUGCUAAUAUUAAUCUGGGAUUUGUGUGUGUAAAGAAAAUCAAUGUUAUUUUAAUGAUUUGUGUUGAACCACUUUAGUGUUUAAGUGUUUGUAAUGUGUUUAUUGCCAUCCCUAUCAGCUCUCUGACAGUCUGAGAAUAACCAGAAUGCAUUUGUGUGGCCAGGGCUGCGUGACAUUACAAUUAUGUUAGAGAUUCAUGAAGCUCAUGCUACAGCCACAAACGGACUACUUUUCAGUGUUGUGGCCGAAAUGAUUUAUAAAUCAAGAAUUAAAGUGCCAAAGCAGUGUUGGCUGUAUUUAAAAAAAAAAAAAAACAUGUUGAAAACGGAUACAGAGAGCCUUAGCUGGACUAGGUACCACUGAA
This is a messenger RNA of Sphaeramia orbicularis (orbiculate cardinalfish), 2478 nucleotides long. RefSeq names its product transmembrane protein 181 (gene tmem181). Gene Ontology annotation, molecular function: toxic substance binding. Bases 215 to 1798 code for a protein of 527 amino acids. The transcript is spliced from 17 exons. The record is from RefSeq and is a predicted model, not a curated record. NCBI's taxonomy places the organism in Eukaryota, Metazoa, Chordata, Actinopteri, Kurtiformes, Apogonidae.